AUGUCCAAACCAGCAAUUCCUUCUGCUGCUUCGGCAGCUUGGCCUCUCGAAAAAGAGACCACCAACACUGACCCAAGCCAAUACCGACGAGACAGGUCGAUCUGUCAUUUAAAGUGGGUCUGGUGGACGCCCCACUUUUUUGUCUCCAAUGGCAAAAAAGUGAACUAUCACGACGUUUACGUCUAUCGGGGGCAGCAUGCCGAUCAGCUGCCCCCGGGCCUUGAGAAGAGGGAUUGGACGCGGUGGGUAAACCAGAAGAAGCAGGUAAAGCAGGUUUACCCGUCCAAUCCCGCCAUCAAGGUGGAACCAAAAGGGCCGCCAGCAGCUCUCGCUGCUCCCUCGGCCUGGGUUAAUCAGAUGACUGGUGUCUCGGACGCUGACCAGUCGACCCAGGGCGCCCUUUCUACUAACACGCCCUCGGGCACCGGCAAUGGGGGGUUGCCAACCAUCGGCUUACAGGCUAAGCCGCAAACCACUACUGUAGCUUCGGCCACGGCCCCAGUGCUGCCGGUGCCGCCCGCUCCCCACCAAGCCGUGGUUGUUACGGUGCCAGCGGUGGCACCAGCUGACUCGGGUCCAAUGGACUUCGAGCUCACUGGGCCACCGCUUAUGGUGCCGCUCCAGCCAACGGGGGGUAUGGCCCCCAAUCCCUCUCCCCCGGUCCCACAAGUGCAAAUUCGACGGGACCCAACAGAGAUACCAGAAGCCGCAGAGUACUUGCGAAACUGGGUCCUGUCGACGACCGGGGGGAACCAGCGCGUCACACAUUUAAUUGUGCCGGAAGAAGCAUCGGUGCUACGGGAAGACUGGAAUACCGUAGUGCACCAUGUCUACUGGCCGUUUGGAUACGUCUGCCUCUAUUUCCCAGACGUUAAUGAGGCAGUCGAGUUCCAAACGGACGAGGAGAUGUGGGAAGAUGCGCCCAGAGAUGAGGGGGGUGAUGUCAUCAUGGGUCGGAUGUGUGACGUUCCAUGGGCGAGAUGUUGCGACUUCCGUCUCGCUCCUGGUGGGUACUGCGAUUAG
Molecule: messenger RNA, 1023 nt
Organism: Orbilia oligospora ATCC 24927
Lineage: Eukaryota; Fungi; Ascomycota; Orbiliomycetes; Orbiliales; Orbiliaceae
Exons: 2
Coding region: 1-1023 (340 amino acids)
Source: RefSeq, a predicted model, not a curated record